UAUCAAUAGCCCCAUAUCGUGCACCGAUAUUCUCGAUAUAAUAAUAGGAGAUUUAUUACAGAGGCUAUAAGAAAAGAUUUUAUAUUAUUAAACGAUAAGAGAAGAGAGAGAAAGAUGUUAUCGCAAUUUGCACAAAAGUUUGGCACUUGGAGGAACGUGUCAUAUGAUCAGUCGAUGCAUUAUAUUAUGACAUUCGAAAUUUCUCAGUUUGAUUACAAGAGUAGUAGCUCAACAAGUCGAGCGCGAGAAGAAAGGAAGAAGAAGGACAAGAAGAAUACAACGACGACGACAACGACGACGACGACGACGACGACGUUUAGGGACAUUUCUCACCGAUCGGCGCUUUCGUUUUUCGUCCGCGACUCGCGGCAUCGUCGUCAUCGGCCAUACUGGACCGAUAACAGUACACCGUAGUUGCGAUUGUGGUCGCGAUAUCGAUUUAAAAAAGGUUACGCUCCCUAUUAUGUCGCCUCUACGACGUGCGCCGACGAACGGGCGGCUCCGGGGAUCCCUCCAGCGAGAUGGCUUGCGAGGCUUGCAGUGCAAAGUUCAAUUUAUUCAAGAGAAAAAAACAAUGUGCGGAUUGUCUGAGGCACUUCUGUUCCGAAUGCGUGAUCAAACGACUGGACAAAGUAUUUACCUGCGACAGCUGUGGCGUGCUAUCGAGGAGACCACUUGUAAGGAAUCAGAUCAGGCAAAUACGCUCCAAGGAUUUGCGUCAGUACCUUGUGGCAAAGAAGGUCUCUGUCAGGGGAUGUGUUGAGAAAGAAGACUUGGUACAUUUACUAAUGCUCUUUGCUAACGGAACUGAUCCUUGCUCUAGUACUGACUAUAGUACAAGCAUCGGGAUGCAAAACGCUGUCGAAGAGCCACUAGUAUAUUCCUCUUUAAAUAGAUCGGAACACACACCAAAUGUCAGUACUGCAAAUGACGAACCGCGCGAAGAUGUGCAGGCACAAGCACAACCCACAAGAAGCGAAGACAUCGAAAUGGCGGAGGAGCCAAGCGAGAGCAGUCACAGUAGCCCGAUCAUUAGCGUGCCAGUUAGCGAUAGCGAAUCGCCCGAAGAGGGACCGACGAAAAGUAGUAACGUUGAAAUACAGGAAGUGUCGGAAACUGAUAACAGUCCAGUCGAGCCCAAUAUUACGUCGGAGCCGCUAAUUACCGAGCAUGAGGAAGUUUCCGAAGCAUCAAACGAGAAAAAAUCGGAUAUGGUUACAGAAAUUCCCACGUGGUCGGAUAGAGUACAAUUGUCGGAUAUAAAGGAGGCGUCGGAACUAGAGUAUCUAAAUGUUAAACAAUUAAAAAAUCUGUUGAGUACAAAUCGGGUAGAUUAUAAAGGCUGCCUAGAAAGGCAGGAGUUGCUGAACAGAGUAUCCAGAUUAUGGCAGGAGUACAAACAAUCUAGACAAGACGUAGAAAAACUCAGCGAGGAAGAAUUGUGUAAAAUUUGUUGGGACGCUCCAAUCGAAUGCGUAAUUUUAGAAUGCGGCCAUAUGGCCUGCUGUAUAAACUGCGGUAAACAAAUGUCCGAGUGUCCGAUAUGCAAGCAGUAUGUCGUUCGUGUUGUACGAUUCUUCAAAGCCUAAUGAUAUAAUGACUAGAGUAUAGCCCCGCGCGCGCAUAGUGAUUGACCAUAAAACUGUUCUUUAUAGCUAAACUGGCUGCUCUAAUUCAGAGUUUAUCUUUCUCCUUCCAAUGUGGAGAGAAAAAGAUAAACUCUGAAUUAGUGCAGCCAGUUCAGCUAAAAAAUAGAUUUUAUAUUUUUAAACCUGCGCGAGGUCUCCGACAACACGCAAUUAAAACUUUUAUUGUUAUUUGUCACAUCAAAUAAAUUGAUUUCAUAACUAUCAUUAAACGGAAUCGAUCUACGACAAGGAAUCGAAUCGUGAAACACCAAGUUGAUAAAUUGCGCGAUAAAUUUAUCGGCACAUAUUUUGGUUCCCAUAUAUAUUCAUAUAUAUGCCGGCAGUUUGUAUUUUUAUUAAAAUUCAAAUUGGUUAACCUUUCGCUAUCUGAAAUAUAGUUCUUUUUCCUAGGUAGAGUAUCGAUGUACAGUCGAUUUCCUCUAUCCUAGUAUCAUCGGGACCAUAGACAUAGUAUAAACAAAUAAGCAUCAAUGAUAUAAAAACAAGUAAAAAGAGGGAACAUAUAGCUGAAAGUUAAUGAAAAAAAAUAAGAAUAACUAGAACAGUUGAAUGUUCAAUCAUAUGAAUAUGUCAAAUUUCAAUUCUGCUAGAGAUCACUUCUAUGAUCUUACUGUGCAAGUAUAUCUUCUCUACUUUUUUUUAGUUGGUCCUUAAAUUAAAUUGUAAAUAUAGGUCUAUUUAUAUUAUGUCUAUGUAAUCGAAAGAGAGAUCGAAUAUUCCUCUAUUCUAUAAUUUUCUUUUAGUCGCUGCUUUUAUCCUAAUGCGCGCGCAAAA
Messenger RNA from Formica exsecta, 2423 nucleotides. RefSeq names its product E3 ubiquitin-protein ligase RNF34. Gene Ontology annotation, biological process: negative regulation of extrinsic apoptotic signaling pathway via death domain receptors; protein K48-linked ubiquitination; proteasome-mediated ubiquitin-dependent protein catabolic process. The transcript has 7 exons. Gene Ontology annotation, molecular function: ubiquitin protein ligase activity. The record is from RefSeq and is a predicted model, not a curated record. Gene Ontology annotation, cellular component: cytoplasm; plasma membrane. The coding region runs from base 522 to 1589 and encodes 355 amino acids. Lineage: Eukaryota; Metazoa; Arthropoda; Insecta; Hymenoptera; Formicidae.